UAAAAAAAUAAGAAAAAAUAAUAAUAAAAAGAUUGAGAAAGCCCCACCACCAGCAAAUCACCCAUCCUUUAGUAUAAAUACCUGCGUUCUAUUUCCCCAGAAUCCUUCAUCCCUCCAAAAUUUCGUCGCAUAAUACGUUGCUUAAUUUGACUUGACGAUUCGACUCAGUGAGUCGUCGUCAUCGUCGCUCGUGAGUUUCCAGUGAAAAUGGCCGGCGGUGGAUUGGCGGCGAGCCUUGAAGAUGUUAAAAACGAGAAUGUUGAUCUGGAGAAAAUUCCUAUAGAGGAAGUGUUUUCGAGUUUGCAAUGUUCAAGAGAAGGUCUGACGACAGAAAAUGCAACCAGUCGUCUUGAUAUUUUUGGACAUAACAAGCUUGAAGAAAAGAAGGAGAGCAAAUUACUGAAGUUUCUUGGGUUUAUGUGGAAUCCAUUGUCAUGGGUUAUGGAAGCAGCUGCAUUAAUGGCUAUUGUAUUGGCAAAUGGUGAUAACAGGCCACCAGAUUGGCAGGAUUUUGUGGGUAUUAUGGUACUUCUGGUGAUCAACUCUACAAUCAGUUUCAUAGAAGAAAACAAUGCAGGAAAUGCUGCAGCAGCACUUAUGGCUAAUCUUGCUCCUAAAACCAAGGUUCUUCGAGAUGGGAGAUGGGGUGAACAGGAAGCAUCAAUACUAGUCCCAGGAGACAUAAUUAGCAUCAAAUUAGGAGACAUAGUCCCAGCUGAUGCUCGUCUUCUUGAAGGCGAUUCUCUAAAGAUUGAUCAAUCUGCACUCACUGGAGAAUCUCUCCCUGUAACAAAGAACCCAGGUGAAGAAGUCUUCUCUGGUUCAACCUGUAAACAAGGUGAAUUAGAAGCAGUUGUAAUAGCUACUGGUGUGCACACUUUCUUCGGAAAGGCUGCACACCUCGUUGACAGUACUAACCAGGUUGGACACUUCCAGAAGGUUCUUACAUCAAUUGGUAACUUCUGUAUUUGUUCAAUUGCUGUGGGUAUGUUUAUUGAGGUCAUAGUCAUGUACCCAAUUCAGCAUCGUAAGUACAGGGAUGGAAUUGACAAUUUGUUAGUUCUGUUGAUUGGUGGGAUACCAAUUGCUAUGCCAACUGUGUUGUCUGUUACUAUGGCUAUUGGCUCGCAUAAGCUGUCUCAGCAAGGUGCUAUUACUAAAAGAAUGACUGCCAUUGAGGAAAUGGCGGGUAUGGAUGUACUCUGCAGUGAUAAGACGGGGACUUUGACGUUGAAUAAGCUAAGUGUGGACAGGAAUCUUAUUGAAGUAUUUGCAAAGGGAGUUGAGAAAGAACAAGUAUUACUUUUCGCAGCUAGGGCUUCAAGGACUGAAAAUCAGGAUGCAAUUGAUGCUUGUAUGGUUGGGAUGCUAGCAGAUCCAAAGGAGGCAAGGGCAGGGAUAAGGGAGGUCCAUUUUUUCCCGUUUAACCCUGUGGAUAAGAGGACUGCUUUGACUUACAUUGACUCUAACGAAAAUUGGCAUCGAGCUAGUAAAGGUGCCCCUGAACAGAUUAUCGAUCUUUGUCGCUGCAAGGAUGAUGUGAAAAAGAAGGUUCAUGCUGUUAUUGAGAGUUAUGCUGAUCGUGGGCUCAGAUCUCUAGCUGUUGCAACACAGGAAGUACCAGAGAGAACAAAAGAGAGUCCAGGAGGUCCAUGGAAGUUUAUUGGUUUAUUGCCCUUAUUUGACCCUCCCAGACAUGACAGUGCUGAUACUAUUAGUAAAGCCCUUAAUCUUGGUGUCAACGUUAAGAUGAUAACAGGUGAUCAGCUUGCCAUUGCCAAGGAAACUGGCCGUCGACUUGGAAUGGGUACCAAUAUGUACCCCUCUUCCUCAUUGCUUGGAAAAGAUAACAAUGUCUCUGGUCUUCCUAUUGACGAGUUGAUUGAGAAGGCUGAUGGUUUUGCUGGGGUGUUUCCUGAGCACAAGUAUGAAAUUGUGAAGAGGUUGCAAGAUAGGAAACAUAUUUGUGGGAUGACGGGUGAUGGUGUAAAUGAUGCACCUGCUCUGAAAAAAGCAGAUAUCGGAAUAGCAGUUGAUGAUGCAACUGAUGCUGCAAGAAGUGCUUCUGAUAUUGUCCUAACUGAACCUGGAUUGAGUGUUAUUAUCCAUGCUGUGCUCACUAGCAGGGCUAUUUUCCAGAGGAUGAAGAAUUACACUAUUUAUGCAGUUUCCAUCACAAUCCGUGUUGUGUUUGGCUUUAUGUUCAUUGCUUUGAUUUGGAAAUUCGACUUCUCACCAUUUAUGGUUCUAAUCAUAGCAAUUCUUAAUGAUGGAACAAUUAUGACAAUCUCAAAGGACAGAGUAGUGCCAUCCCCUCUACCAGAUAGCUGGAAGUUGAAAGAGAUAUUCGCCACUGGUGUUGUUUUGGGAGGUUACCAAGCACUAAUGACAGUGUUAUUCUUCUGGCUCAUGUCAGACACAACCUUCUUCGUGAAACAUUUUCAUGUAAGUCCAUUGACUCACGGACAGAUGAUGUCAGCCUUAUACCUGCAAGUGAGUGUUAUUAGCCAGGCCCUCAUUUUCGUCACAAGGUCUCGAAGCUGGUCCUUUAUCGAACGCCCUGGGUUGCUCUUGGUCUUUGCUUUCUUUGCUGCUCAGCUGGUAGCAACUUUGAUAGCUGUGUAUGCUAGUUUCAAGUUUGCAAGGAUCGAAGCUAUGGGAUGGGGAUGGGCUGGUGUUGUUUGGCUUUUCAGCCUGGUGACUUAUUUCCCCCUUGAUGUUCUGAAAUUUAUCAUUCGCUAUACCCUUAGUGGAAGGGCUUGGAACAAUCUUCUGGAAAACAAGACUGCUUUUACCACAAAGAAGGACUACGGAAUAGAAGAGAGAGAAGCGCAGUGGGCGACUGCUCAAAGAACCAUGCAUGGUCUCCAACCUGCAGAAACCACUACUUUAUUCAAUGAGAAGAACAGUUACAGGGAACUCUCUGAAAUUGCUGAGCAAGCCAAAAGGAGGGCUGAAGUUGCAAGGCUGAGGGAGUUGCACACAUUGAAAGGCCAUGUAGAGUCGGUGGUGAAGCUGAAGGGAUUAGAUAUCGACAACAUGCAGCAACAUUACACUGUGUAGAUCAGAAAACCCACAAAAAAAAAAAAAAGGAAAGACAGAAACAAGAAGAUGACUAGUUAGAAAUAAGUGUCCUUACAAACUCAAGGACACUUAAUGAAUUUUCUUAGCAAGUUUACAAGAGUCUGUUUAUUUAUUGAUCUUUUGUUUUGUUGUCCUCUCCUUUUUAAGAACAACACAAAAACUUCAUGUCUAACUGCAACAGAAAUAGCAGCAAUAGGUUAAUUUCUCUGCUUUUUUACGUUCAAUUCUGUGCUGUGUUUGGCUCCUUGGAAAUUUUGUAUACAUUGCAAUAAGCAGCCAGCAUUUUUGUACCUUUGAUACUUUGAUGAUGAUGAUGAUGAUGAUGAUGAUGAACAUCAGUUUUACAUGUUCUAAUUUAAUGUCACUGUUUUCUGCCGUA
Molecule: messenger RNA, 3463 nt
Organism: Spinacia oleracea (spinach)
Lineage: Eukaryota; Viridiplantae; Streptophyta; Magnoliopsida; Caryophyllales; Amaranthaceae
Product: plasma membrane ATPase 4
Exons: 17
Coding region: 208-3063 (951 amino acids)
Biological process (GO): proton export across plasma membrane
Cellular component (GO): membrane
Molecular function (GO): ATP binding; ATP hydrolysis activity; P-type proton-exporting transporter activity
Source: RefSeq, a predicted model, not a curated record